UUACCGUGGUGCUGGAGAAAGGAAUUAGAUUUUUCCUUUCGAAAUCAAACACUCCAUACUUUUGUUAAAUUUAGGAAAAUAUGAAGUCAUAUUUAGUUGAGUUAUUCCCACAAGAAUUUACUUCCUCUUUUUUCAAUAUAUUUCCUUUUUAUGAUAUGAUAAGUUGGGUAGAAUGGAGUAAGAAUUUAAAAAAUCUCAUUUUGGUAAACUAAUGCUCAUGCACGUCUGGAGCUGUGAAAAAUUGAUUCCCAGGAAAAUAUGUUUCAGAUUUAACUAAGGAGUAACGUACAUACAUUUGAAUCCUAUCCGUUUCAUUAGGAUUCAAGUUUCGUUUUUGUAUAGCUAAGUUUUUGAGGUCUUGGGUGGCGGAUAGAUUGGAGAGAGCCAUGGUGAACUUCUUUUGGGUUGGCUUUGUACCAGCACUUGUUUUCAGAACUUGGGUUGAUAGGUUUGUGGAAGAGAAGAGUCUUGAUGCGACGGUGCCUUCUUUGUUGGAGACCUAUGGGAGCUCCAAGUCUGCAAAUGACAUACUCAUGGUAGAGAUAACACUCGUCGAAGGAGCUGCUGCCCAAGGAGCAGUCUGCCUGGAUGGAACAGUACCUGCUUAUCAUUUGCAUCGUGGAUAUGGAUCAGGGGUGAACAGUUGGCUCAUUGACCUUCAGGGAGGAGCAUGGUGUAAUGACACCAAAAGUUGUUCUAACCGCAAAUUUUCAGCGUAUGGAUCAUCAGCACACAUGGAAAAAGAGAGAGCAUUUUCUGGAAUACUAAGCAAUAAAUCUGAAGAAAAUCCCGAGUUUUUCAACUGGAAUAGAGUAGAACUUCGCUAUUGUGAUGGCGCUUCAUUUUCUGGGGACAGUGAAAAUCAGGAAGCACAACUGCAAUUUAGAGGACAGCGUAUAUGGUUAUCUGCAAUGGACGAUUUGAUGUCAAAGGGAAUGCGCAACGCGAAUCAUGCUCUUCUUUCUGGUUGCUCUGCCGGUGGUCUGUCAUCCAUUUUGCACUGUGAUGAGUUUCAGAGCUUGUUUCCCACAACUACAAAAGUGAAGUGCCUGAGUGAUGCUGGAUUUUUUCUCGACACGGUUGAUAUUUCUGGUGGACGCACACUCAGGGAUUAUUAUAGUGGUGUUGUAAGCUUGCAGGGGGUGGAAGAAAAUCUGCCGCGAUUCUGUACUAGUCACCUCGACCCUACUUCGUGCUUCUUUCCUGAGAACUUAAUCGCGAACAUUACAACCCCGCUCUUUAUACUCAAUGCAGCAUAUGAUUCAUGGCAGGUAAAUAACAGUUUAGCUCCACCAUCAGCAGAUCCCCGAGGCGAGUGGAACAGUUGCAGAUUAAACCUUGCAAGUUGUUCGGCAUCACAGAUGCAAAUUCUGCAAGGAUUCAGGAAUCAAAUGCUGAAUGCAGUAAAACAAUUCUCGGUGUCUAAUCAAACUGGGAUGUUCAUAAAUUCGUGUUUCGCGCACUGUCAAACGGGGCAAAGUGCAUGGUCUGCUCAUGAUUCUCCAGCUGUUGGAAACAAGACAAUUGCAGAAGCUGUUGGAGAUUGGUAUUUUGAUAGAGCAGAGGUUAAGGUUGUUGAUGAAACCUGCCACCAUCUGGCUCUCGAGUGAGCAUUGUUUGAUCGAUUAUUUACAUGGUCAUUGUAUUGAGUUGUCGGUACUAUAAUGCUAUCCCUUCUGGUUAAUGAAAUAACUUUGUAAUAAUUGGAGUCGAUAGGAUUCUAUUAUCAAAGUUCAAAGAACAAAAAAACAAAUGAAAGAAUUGGGGAGAAAACGGUAAAGCAUAUGGCUAAUGAGAAUGCCAACUCAUUGUACAACGAGUGCCUGCAGACGAUUGAAGAAUAUGCCUGCAGAUGACUGAAGAAUAUUCUCUUUCUUCAUUGGUGACAAUGGUGAGUAGUGUGGUGAUACCGGAUUCCUUGUCUGGACGAUGAAUUGGGUCCUUGUCUCCUACACAGUCAAUCUCUGGUCAUGGUCUGGACUCUGGACACGAUUUCCCCCUACUCCUCCGGACACAAAUUCAAGCAGUGUACUUGGAAGUAUGAUGAUAUUUAUUGUUGGAUACGUAUACAUGGCCUUUGUCAUCUAGUUGAUGUACAUGUUUCAGGGGUAAUUUGUAUACCAAAUGUAUAGAGAAAAUUGGGCCAAUUAGUAAGCAGAAUCCGUUCAUCUGUAGUUGGAGCAGGAUCUGCUCUCACAACAUUAAGAAGAGACGUACCCCAGUGAAGUAGGCACAAUCAAAUCUUCAUUGUCCCAAUUAAGUGUCUCUUCAUAAUUAAGCUGGAUCCAUGUCGAUAACAUCUCCACAACUACUGUAUUACUAUGCAUAUCGUUGACGAUAUGUUGUCCAUGUUGAUACCAAUCCAGCUACAAUGCAGCGGGAUCCCAUCAUUGAGAAAAUUAACUCCGAAAAAUAUCUGAAGAUCGAUAGGAAUUUGAUUGUCUUGUUUAUCAAAAUCAGUGUGAUUGUUACAUACACGACUUGGAAAACACUGUGUCCCUUAUAAACUACUAACACCCUUAGUUGUGUGGAUUGGAAAGGCCUUGAAUUGUUCGUUCCGAAAACUUCAAGCUUUUGUUAGAUUUAAGAAAUCAAU
Molecule: messenger RNA, 2596 nt
Organism: Malus domestica (apple)
Lineage: Eukaryota; Viridiplantae; Streptophyta; Magnoliopsida; Rosales; Rosaceae
Source: RefSeq, a predicted model, not a curated record